UGUGUUGAUAAUGAAUAAAGAUAAAAAGGCAGAAUGUAAGAAAAAACUAGUUCGCAAUUCGGAACAACCAUUGCCCAAAAUAACCCCGGUUGUUUCCAAAACGUCUUUACAAACCUCCAAUGAUUCUGGGAAGAAUGAAAAAUCUUUGGUGCACAAUUUAUCAAAAUCGGAUUUUGAUAAACCAGAACCUUGCAGCACCCUACAUUUUUCCAAGAAAAUCGAGGCAGUUGUUAAGCCCAGAAAAACUAAAAGUUUGUCUGAAGCAGACAGAUUAAAACUUGCAGUAGAUGAAAAGAUAACAAGGAGAGUUAAUUUUCCAUUGGAUCAACCAGUGUAUAAGGACCUAAUACCAUUGGGAAGUCAACAACCAAAAUCUCAAUCUGUUUUACCUGCAAGAGCCCCAUUACCAGCCAAAGAUAAGGAACCAUUGCUCUCCGAUUUCAUUGAACCAAAAAAAGUGAGAAAUUAUUGUCAUACUCUCAAUGUAAAAUUACCUUUAAGUGAUUCUAUAGUUUCUGUACCUCCUAGUCAUAAUUUAAGAUUAUAUAAGAUUCUUCAAGUUAAUAAUGAAAUUGUUCUGUAA
Messenger RNA from Cylas formicarius (sweet potato weevil), 583 nucleotides. RefSeq lists its product as uncharacterized. The coding region runs from base 11 to 583 and encodes 190 amino acids. The transcript has 2 exons. Lineage: Eukaryota; Metazoa; Arthropoda; Insecta; Coleoptera; Brentidae. The record is from RefSeq and is a predicted model, not a curated record.